Molecule: messenger RNA, 3062 nt
Organism: Ornithorhynchus anatinus (platypus)
Lineage: Eukaryota; Metazoa; Chordata; Mammalia; Monotremata; Ornithorhynchidae
Gene: SMAP2
Product: small ArfGAP2
Molecular function (GO): GTPase activator activity
Source: RefSeq, a predicted model, not a curated record
UGCCCGGGGAACGGAGGGGGACGGCGGAGCCGGCGGCCGGAUCCCACCCGCUCCGCGCCGCUCUGAGGAGGAGCCGGCUGAAAAGGGAGGUGGCGAGACCCCCCUUCCCUCGCCCCGGGGGGCGCCAGCCGAAGCCGUCCUCCUCGCUGACAGAUUCCCCCCAUUGCCUGGGAGGAGACGGGGCUUUUUUUCCUAACUCCCGCUAGGGGGCGCCACAUUGGGGGAACGCUCUCCCAAAAAGGGGGGCGGGGCGUUAAAGAGAGGAGGGAAGGGGCCCUCCCAAGGCCAGCGCCGGGGGGUCUAAGCCCCUCUGGGAGAGAGCAAAAAAGGAGCCCCCUCUCCCCCAGGCCUCUCUUCCUCCCCCCUCCCAGAAGGGAGCGUGGACCCCAGCUGGGUGACCCCUAAACUGCAAACGAGGACCGUCCCUCCAAUCCCCCCCCUCCAAGGAUCAAAGGGGGUCGGUGGCUGGGGAUCUGAGGCGGGGGUGGGCUUGGCGGACCCUCCCUCCCGGCCAUGACUGGCAAGACGGUCAGGGAUGUGGACAGGUAUCAGGCCGUCCUGGCCAGCCUGCUGCUGGAGGAAGAGAACAAGUACUGUGCCGACUGCCAGGCCAAAGGGCCAAGAUGGGCCUCUUGGAAUAUCGGUGUGUUCAUCUGCAUCCGCUGCGCUGGAAUCCACAGGAACUUGGGCGUCCACAUAUCCAGGGUGAAGUCCGUCAACCUCGACCAGUGGACACAAGAACAGAUCCAGUGCAUGCAGGAGAUGGGAAACGGAAAAGCAAAUCGAUUGUACGAGGCCUACCUCCCCGAGAACUUCCGGCGACCUCAGACGGACCCAGCCGUAGAAGGUUUCAUCAGAGAAAAGUAUGAGAAGAAGAAAUACAUGGACCGAAGUCUGGAUAUCAGUGCACUCAGGAAAGAAAAGGAUGACAAGUGGAAGAAGAAUGGCGAGCCAACUGUGGAGAAAAAAAUAGAACCUGUUAUCUUUGAGAAAGUGAAAAUGCCACAGAAGAAGGAAGACAUCCAGCUCCCCCGGAAAAGCCCCCCUAAAGCUACGGAGCCUGUAAUGGACUUGUUGGGACUGGAUGCCCCCGUGGCCAGCACUGCCACAAACAGCAAGACCUGCAACACCCUAGAGAAGGAUUUAGAUCUCUUUGCCUCCGCACCGUCAACCUCACUGCCGGAUUCCAGGAAGGUGGUAGGGUCCAUGCCAACCGCGGGAAGCGCUGGAUCCGUCCCUGAGAAUCUGAACCUGUUUCCUGACCCCAGGAGUAAAGCUGAAGAAUCCGGCAAGAAGCAGCUCUCCAAAGACUCCAUCUUGUCCCUGUACGGGUCCCAGACUCCUCAGUUACCUGCUCCAGCUAUGUUCAUGGCUCCGGCACAAAUCGCUUAUCCUGCAGCUGCCUACACCGGCUACCCCGGGGUCACCCCCCCCCGGACAUGAUUGGGGGCAUGAUGCCCCCCCCCGGUGGGUGUGAUGGCCCAGGCGGGAGCCCCUGGGAUGGUGGCCCCAAUGGCCAUCCCAGCCGGCUACAUGGGCGGCCUGCAGACGGCAGUGAUGGGCGUCCCCAACGGGAUGCUGGCGGCCCAGCAAGCUGGGUACGUGGCCGGCAUGGCGGCAGGCGUGCCCCAGCCCUUGUACGGCGUCCAGCCAGCGCAGCAGCUCCAGUGGAACAUUGCUCAGAUGACACAGCAGAUGGCCGGUAUGAACUUCUACGGCACCAACGGGAUGAUGAGCUAUGGACAGUCUAUGGGUGGCGGAAAUGGCCAGGGAGCCAAUCAGACACUGAGCACUCAGAUGUGGAAAUAAAAGCGAAAGCCUGUAUUUUUCUUCCCCCAGCCCCCCCCCCCACCUUUUUUUUCUUCCCUCUCCUUUCCUCCCCGUUCCCACGUGUCCUCACCCUCCUCCUUUAUUUUGUUUGAAAAAUGCUCUGAGACACACGGGGUUUGGGGCGGCUCCCUCAACUCUGCUCCGUGUGGCCACACUCCCCCCCCCACAACUUCCCGGCCCCCCCAUAUCUGAGACCUGUCUGUUGCCCUCUGCCAUCCCUGCUUGAAACCAAGCCUCAGCCACCAGGACUCCCCUGGCCAUGCCUCCGGGAGCGGACUGUGGUCACUUCCAGCACAGUAGACUGGCACGCACUGUGGGGUACUUUCCCAUGGGCACAUUAAUCUCUCAGAGGAUCCUGAGUGGCCCUUUUGGGGUUUGUAUCGGGGCUCUGGAGGAGGGAUUUGGAGAGUCCAUUUGGUUAUUGUUAAGCUUUGGCGGGGGAGGGGGAGAGGCUGGAGGGGGGAGCUAAGAAAGGGUUAAAAGCAAGCAAAUAACUCACAAGUUUGGCCCAGGGGGAAGCCAGCACUGGCCUGGAUUAGAACCCAGCUCUUCCCAAGGUGAAGAAGCCUCUUUUCCCUCUCGUCCCCUGCCCCUCCCUACCCCCAGUCUUUUGAGGUUUUCAGGGCUGGGGCCCUGUGUUGCUGCUUUAGUCAACCUUCAUUGGAACCAAAGUCAUUUGGAGGGCCCCUCCCCCUAGAGAAGGGAUGCUGGGAUGGGGGGCGGGGAACAGGGGGACAUACCCACCAUGUCGAAUGUGAAACUUGCACUUCAAGGUGGCUUUCCAUUUUUUAUUUUCCCAUCCAAUCGGUGGUGGUGGUUUUUUAAAAAGAGACCACUUUUUUAGAUCAACCAACUGAGAGGAACUGAUUUAUCAACAAGCCAAGCCCUUGUGGCAAGUUUUUUUUUCUUACAGUUUCAAAUAUUUGCUCUCUGACAUCCUAAUUCAGACCCUUUCUCUCAAAUCCCUUCCUCCCCCACCUCCCUCCCCUCCCCACACCUCUUCUGGUUGGUUCCUAUAUCACCCCAUCCCCUCUUCUCAUUUGCUCAGUGACUAGACGGAGGGGCGGGACCAUUUUCCUGUCUGUCACCAUCCACCUCAUUAGAAAAUGUUUAAAAAAAAGAAAAGAAUCUGCUUAAAGGUCUCUUCGGCGUGAACAAAAAUGAGACGUUUGCGGUUGACUUUAUCCUGUGUAUAUGUAAAUUCCUUAAUAAAAUAUUGCAGUGAGAAACGG